This is a messenger RNA of Pristis pectinata (smalltooth sawfish), 2949 nucleotides long. RefSeq names its product hydroxysteroid (11-beta) dehydrogenase 2 (gene hsd11b2). Bases 1 to 1146 code for a protein of 381 amino acids. Lineage: Eukaryota; Metazoa; Chordata; Chondrichthyes; Rhinopristiformes; Pristidae. Gene Ontology annotation, molecular function: oxidoreductase activity. The record is from RefSeq and is a predicted model, not a curated record. The transcript has 5 exons.
AUGGAAGGUUAUCUCACAUCCUUCUUAGCUUAUGUGUGUGUUAUCAGCGUGGUAGGCACUGCUAUUUUUCUGAGAUUGGUCAUGGCUGAAAUACAAUUGACUCAUCGCCUGGUCAUUUACGCGAUACUCCUUAUCGCCCUGGAGCGGAUCUGUUACAUUUUUCUGGCAGGCUUUUCAGGAGUUCUGAUCUUCACUGCUGCAUGUUUCCUUGUUUUUCAAUCACUUUCCUCUCCCAAGUUACCUGUGCAAGGAAAAGCUGUGUUCAUUACAGGAUGUGAUUCAGGCUUUGGAAAGACCAUGGCUCAACACUUUGACUCACUGGGCCUUCAAGUUUUUGCUACAGUGCUGAAUAAGGAUGGGCCAGGAGCAAAGGAACUGCUACAGGGUUGUUCAGAACAACUUACCCUAAUUCAGAUGGAUAUCACUAAACCCGAAGAUAUUGACAAAGCCUUGCAAAUCACAAAGGACAAGCUUGGUGAAAAAGGUUUAUGGGGUUUGGUCAACAAUGCUGGAAAGUGCUUCAAUGUCAGUGAUGCUGAACUCUCAGCUAUGUCCAGUUACAGAGGCUGUAUGGAAAUCAACUUCUUUGGUGCAGUAGCAAUCACAAAGGGCUUCCUUCCAUUGCUACGCAAAACAAGAGGAAGAAUUGUGAAUGUUUCCAGUCCAGCGGGAGAGUUACCGUUAUCGUGUUUGUCGGCUUAUGCGGCUUCAAAAGCUGCACUCACCUUAUUCACAAAUAUCUUGCGUCUGGAGUUGAGCAGUUGGGGAGUGAAAGUCUGCACCAUAUUUCCUGGAUUAUAUAACACGGGUCCAUCGUUUGAUGCCGAAUAUUGGGAAAAUCAAGCCCACCACCUCAUAAAAAACACUUCUACGGAACUGCUGCAGGACUAUGGAGAAGACUAUAUACUAGAAACAAAGGACCUGUUCCUGAAAUACAUCGCCACUGCCAAAGAGGACUUUAGCCCAGUGAUUGAAAGCAUCACAGAUGCCAUCCUCUCAUCAAAUCCAAAACUGAGGUAUUAUGCUGGAAAGGAGGUUAUCAUUAUGUAUGUCAUCCUUUGUAUUUUACCAACUUCAUUAAGCGAUUUAAUUUUCAACAGGUGUUUCCUGUUUAGGAAAGUCUUACCAAAAGCUUUACAAAAAUAGGCUGAUGUGGGGAAAAGCCCAAAAAUGAACAUGUUCUUGUCAAGUAAUCAGUUUUGAUCAUUUUCACUAUAUUAAUUGUUCAUUUGAUUGGAAAGUUAAGUGUAUGGACAUAAUUGACUGGAAAUAAUGAGGAUGUGGGCAAAUAGGAUAAUUUUCACCUUCAUUUCUGGGUGAUGGAGCAGAUUGCCAAACCACAGUAGAACCUUAUCCUGUCCAUUGGUGUUUAUAUUUCAUUCCAAUAGAUGGUACAGAUGAAAAUUACUAAGGAUAUGAUGCUUGGGUAUUUUGUACAUAAAGUGCCAGGUGCAGCAAUGUAGUUGGUUUUGCGUAACUCCAUCCCCAGUCAAUGAUUACACAAAAAUAUCCAAUGACCCAAAUUUCAGUUGUUGUUUAGUGUUGAAUAUUGUUGUUUAGUUGUACUGCACCCCAUGAAUUACUGCAUUGACAGGGUGAGGGCUGGAAAAGGGUAACUCCAAUGCAUUUUGGCUGAAAGCAAUUGCUAAACAGCAUUUAUAAUUAUGAAGUCCAACAUAAAUUCUAAAAACAUUUUUGUACGACAUUCUAUUGUUGCAAUCUAAAUUACUAGGAAAAUCCGUAAUAUUUUGGCAAGUUGUUUAAAUCAUCAACCUAUUGAAAUCCUGAUAUGGAGUAUUGACCUAUGAACAAAAAGUUCUGAAAUUCAGUCUACAAAUGUAUUUUUCUGAGUAUUUUGUAUAAUAGCCUAAUAAUUGUGUCUACAUUAAACAAAUAUCUUAGAUCACCAAAAAGACUGGGAUGUUCCUCUUGUUAGAAAUGAUCAGCAAUUUUUUUUUUGCAGGAAAUGCUGAUCAGUGUAAGCCCAAAGAGGGCACAUUCCUUUUAUACUCCCCAAUCAAUGUACAAGACUGCAUCUUACAAAAAAAAUGCAUCUGGUGUUGAACAUAAAUUACAUCAAAAAAAGUCUAAAUUUGGGUACCAUUGUUGCUUAAUGUCACCUUAUUGCCAAAUCUCUUUUGCUGAGGCUGAUGAAACUCAAACUGCCUGCUUUGAAUCUAACUGGUAUAAAAUUAAACCAGACAUGGAAUAUACAACAAAAAGCUAUGGCCUAAAUAAUGUAUGGGCUGUGACUGUGGUCUUUUAUUAUGUAUACUGGCUAUACAUUUAUUUGUUGUGUGUAUAUUGAACUGUAACUUUAAUACCUUUUUGUAUGCCAAAGUUAUGAAUUGAUCAUGAGUCACAGUUUGGGCCCUUGUGAUGGUUAUCACAGUCAUUAACAUUUCUGAGAACUAUUGAUUUCACAAAUUGCAUUUUUAUGACAUCCUGGGGGUUAAUGUUUCUUAAUGGCUGUGAUAAAGCUUGCAGGAAAAGUUGAAAGCCUUGAUCUUUGACCUUUUUAAAGACUGCAUUAUGAGUGAUGUUCAGAAAUGAAUUCAGCAAAUAGCAGAAUGACCUGUUCCACCUAAUUUAUUAUUAAUGUUACUUUCAUAUCUGCAAGUUACUUCAGAAAUAUAAGUGUACCAAGCUUAAAUGUGAUUCUUCAUUCUUGAUUAAUAAUAGAUUUGAGGUGGAACCAAAAAUGCCAAUGGAUUAAAGCAUGAAACUGCAGAAAGUAAAGCACAUAAUGUGGCUUAAAUUUUGUUAAGGAGUAUUUCUACUUAAAGAAAAAUAAGUCAAGUCACUUUAUAUGUAGCAUGCUUGAUUUUGCUUCCCAAGAUGGGGAAAAAGAAUACCCUUUUGAAGCUUGUACCAUCAUGUAGAUCUAUAAUUCAUUAUCCCUUUUGUAAUUGAUUCCUGCAUUACUUAAAUAAACAUAUAUCAGACCAU